AACGAGGACUGAAGCAGAAAGGGCCAUGGAUACCAGAGAAGCCCUGAUCUCCCUGCUUCUGAUGGCAAGUCUCAUAGCCCUUGUGGCCAGCUGCAGACAGGUGGCCAACCGGUCUGCACGGUGGAAUGUCACCUUCUUCCUGGAAUUAACCGGCACCUUCCAGAUCUGCGCCAUCACCCAUGAACUUUGCCUGCUAGGCAAUUUGAUGCCCAAACCGCAGGUAGCCCUCUUCCUGACCUACGUUUUCACAGUCCUCCACGGCUGGACCCUAACUGGCAGCAUCGCCAACCCUGCCAGCAGUUUCCAACAAUUCUACAAAGGCCGGUUAGGAGUCCAAACCUGGUGUCUGCAAACUUCGGCUCAGUUCACGGCAGCCCUCCUGGCUCACAUUUGCAUGAAAUUAAUCUGGAUGUUGGGCAUCACCUCCGAACAUACAAGAGCCCUGCCAGAGACCUGCGGCAAUCCAAUUCAAACCACCGUAGUCAAUGCUUUUGGCCUAGAGUUCCUCUUCUCUUUCUUGCUGCAUCUGACUUUACUCCAGUUUGAGUCAAUGAAUCCCAGGCUAAAGGUCCAUCUGAUUGCUUUGCUGAUCACCUCAUUUGUCUAUACAGGAGGAAACCUCACUGGCGCGAUAUUUAAUCCAGCCCUGGCUUUUUCCUUGCACAUAAGCUGCUUUGCGGAGCAAUUUUGGAAUUACGUGGCGGUGUAUUGGGUGGCACCAUGCAUAGGAUCUGUGCUCGUGACUGUUAUAUGGGAUGAAGUUCUUCCUGGGCUACGCAGAGAAGUUUAAGGUGGAGAAGACAGAUGUUCAAGCAUCUCAUGAAAGUGGAUGGAGUCUCUUUUUCCCAUUUUACUGGAGGCUGGCACUGAAAUUUUCCAACAUCUUACAGAGGUUGAUUUUGAGCAUAGGGUUCUAAGGCAUUCUACAUUCCCGUGCUUUAAAACUCUCCCAAGCUGAGGCACGUAUUUCAAAAUUGCAAGGAUCUGUUUACUUUUCAAACUUUCUGAAUGAGCUGAACACAGAACACCCAGGCCUGUUAAAGGGAAUCAUCUUCCUUUAUGCAAAUUUCACCUCUUCCAGUAGACACGAGUUUGUCUAUUUUAAGGGGAAACAGGCCAUUAAAAAAUAUACUAAAGUGUCACAGAAGUGCAUUUAUAAAGAAAAUGUAGAUGGGGAAAAGGAUACCAGCUAAAACAUUGAGCAAAUGUUCAUAAUUAAGACAAUUAUGAACAUUUUGCCCAAUGUCUAGAACAGUGUUUCUUAACCUCAGUAACUUUUAUGAUGUGUGG
Python bivittatus (Burmese python) is the source of this 1290-nucleotide messenger RNA. RefSeq names its product aquaporin 11 (gene AQP11). Gene Ontology annotation, biological process: transmembrane transport. Lineage: Eukaryota; Metazoa; Chordata; Lepidosauria; Squamata; Pythonidae. Gene Ontology annotation, cellular component: cytoplasm; membrane. The record is from RefSeq and is a predicted model, not a curated record. Gene Ontology annotation, molecular function: channel activity.